GGAAGGAGCAGCUUGAGGAGCUGAUGGCUCUCCCCUUGUAAAGGGGCACUCUAAGCACCAAGUAUGGGGCCUGUGAGGAAGCCAAGUGUGGGAGCCAGGAAAAGCCAGCUCCUCCCCCAGAGUGGGAGGCUGUACCUGGUGAUUAACUCCUGAGCAAAGGAGUGGAGCUCAUGCUGAGCCCUGAAGGAACCUGUUGGGAGGAGCUCAGGAGUGCAAGAGGGACAGAAAAGACCUGGAGUCGGACAGAGGACUAAUCCAUAUGGAGAGGCACUUGCUGGCCUCAACAGCUCCAGUCAUGUUCAACUUACUAGCCGUAGAGGUGAGACCCCAGUUCCACCGCGGCUAUGGGAGCCAGCAAGGGGUGGCUGGGCCACUGAAGACCCGCCUGGAGCGACUGAAGAAGCCAUGGUGGAGGGAGACCACCCCGCUGGUGCUCCAACACAGUGAAACAGCCAGGCUUGCCGUAGACGCCUUUCUUGAGCAGGGGGAACGCGGCUACAUGAGUGCCAUCACUGAGGAACGGGAGCUGCCUUUUCUUUCCGCGCUGGACAUGGAAUAUAUGAGCCAUCAGAGAAACCAAAGCUUUCCAGACCCCAAUACAACAAGAGACAAAGAGGCUGACCCUGGCGAUGCAGACACUGGAGACAGGUCCUCCCUCAACUCUGAACUAACAUCUGGCACCUAUUUUCCGCUCAUGUCUGAUGUGCACCCUCCAGAGCUGGAGCUGGGGUGGCCGGGGUCACCGCUCCUCACAGUGUCUGGCCAGACUCAAGCCACUGUGAUUUUCCAAAGAAACAAAGCGAACAGCAUUAAGGAUUUGCUCCGGUCCCUGAUCAGCCGGGCACGGACGGUGAUAGCGAUUGUGAUGGAUCUGUUUACAGACAUGGAAAUCCUCUGUGACCUGCUGGAGGCCUCGAGCAGACGGCACGUCCCUGUUUACCUGAUUCUGGAUGAAGAGUACUUGAAGCAUUUUGUGGAAAUGUGCAAUAAAAUGGCUCUUACUCAGGACAACUUCCCAAACAUGCGCAUAAGAUGUCUGAGUGGAGACACGUACUACAGCAAAGCAGGCAAGAAAUUUGCAGGCCAGGUUCUGGAGAAGUUCAUCCUGAUUGAUUGUGACCAAGUUCUUGCUGGUACAUACAGUUUCACCUGGCUUUGCAGCCAAGUCCACACCAGCCUGGUGACCCACUUCCGUGGUCAAAUUGUUGCAGAGUUUGAGAAGGAAUUCCGAUACUUGUAUGCCGAGUCCAGAGCAGUGACCAGCUUCAGUGUGCCAGAGCCCGGGAUGUGCCCCUCUUCUCAGAACACCUCGAAAGCUGCCAACUGCCUUUUAAAACCCCCACAGGUGAACGAUGCCGAAACCUCCAGCCCCUCCAGCAGCCUUUCCAAUGUAAGCAUCAGAAGCAUAAAAAUGUCUCCCUUUCUGAAAAACUCCAGCUGCAACGUACACCAGGAAAAGCAAGAUUCAAGCUCCGAUUCUGGUAAUAAGAAAGGGAAGGAAGAGACAUCUCUGAAGCCUUCUUGCCCUAAACAGCAAGGAGAACCACCAGACUCACCCAACAGCCCUCCAAAUAAAUCCUCCCUGGCUUUGUAUCGCAAAUCAAAUCUCAUGACAGCAUGGACAUCUUUGCAGCCAGAACCUUCCACUGCCCCGAGCUCCAACAGACCUGGUCAGCAAGGGGACGAUAAGGCUGACAGCAGCCGCUGCUCCCCACUAAGCCAGGAGCAGACGUCGCCGUCCCUUUCGGAGGGGACCAGCAGCAAUGGGAUAAGCGUGAAGCAGAAAGAGCCUGCGGCUGCCUCCAGGGAACCACCAGCAGAAAAUGACACCACUUUUUAUGGGAUGGAAAAAAGACAGAAUCCCGGACAAGGAAAAUUGGACCUGCUAUCCCCAUACAGCCAACUAAAACGAGAUAAAAAGCCUGUGGUUCCUUGCUAUGAUAAACUCCCCGAGGACGUGCUGAUGGAAAAGAACAGCACGUAUGGGGCUGAGAAGAGACUGACUCUCGGGCACAGUAAACUGGAUCUGAUCACCAAGUACAACAAGCUAAAAUCUAAACACAUACACAGCCGGUUUGAACUCUGACCUUCGGGCUUAUAGUCAAGCGGUUGCUUUUCCCCACCAAUCAUCAAAUCUGGGGCUUGAAAUCCAAACAGGGGGUGGCAAAUUAGUCUUGUUCCUAUUCAAAGGUGUCUGUGCCCUUUCUAGUAUCGGCAGGUGACAGAUUCAGGUGAGAUUAGCAAGUAUGGUUCACAUUUUCAGUUACAAAAUCACAGCAGGAGAGAGAAAAAAUGACAUAAACCUCAGCUGUGCUUCUAUGUUCUUUUUACCCACUGGGGAAAGAACCAUUUCCCCCCAAUCUUACAGCAAAACCACAGCUACAGCUGAGAACUGUUUGGCCACUGAGGAGGAACCUUCAGGGUGAAUCCAGGGCCUCUCUGGACUGAGCAACUCCUCUCCCAGUGUCCAUGUGCUGGAAAUGAAAUGGGCAAAGGCAGGGCAAUGGGGUUAAGAAUA
Cuculus canorus (common cuckoo) is the source of this 2518-nucleotide messenger RNA. RefSeq names its product family with sequence similarity 83 member C (gene SACK1C). The transcript is spliced from 4 exons. The record is from RefSeq and is a predicted model, not a curated record. Lineage: Eukaryota; Metazoa; Chordata; Aves; Cuculiformes; Cuculidae. The coding region runs from base 260 to 2086 and encodes 608 amino acids. Gene Ontology annotation, biological process: epidermal growth factor receptor signaling pathway.